AUGGUGACGCAGACGUUCUGCAACUUGGCGGCCCGCAACAGCAGCAUCAGUCGCGACGUGGCCGAUCUGACCGUCCAUUACUGCCGCGACGCCCUGGCCAACCUGGAAGAAGUCCGCCAUGGAAACGAGGAACGGCGGCGCCAAGCUGAAACGGCGGCCAGGUUUCGCGAGCAGGUGGACACGAGACUCUCCAACUUGCAGGAGAGUAUCAUAAGGGACGAGGAGCGGAGGCAGAAGGCCACGAGGAAGGAAGCAGACGCCGCAGAGAGACGGAAGAAGGAACAACAGCAGGAGGAAGAGCGUCGGCAGAAGGAGAUGAGAGAGGGAAUGAAGGAGAUGAAGGAGGCGAUGAUGAAGGAGAUGAAGGCAGAAAUGAAGGAGAUGAAGGAUGGGAUGGUAAACCAGAUUGUGGGGAGGAGCGCGGUUUUGCGAGAAGAAUCCGAGUGGCAGAAGAAGGCGAGGCAAGAGGACGCGGAGCGGCGACAACAGCAGGACGCGAAGAGGAAACAAGUGGCGGACGACGAGGAGAGACAGAAGAAGAAACAACUGGACGAGCAAUGGCGGAAGGAGGAGGAGGAGAAGAGGAAGGAUGUAGAGGCCACAGAGUGGCGGAGGAAGAAGAAACAUCAGGAGGAAGAGCGACGGCAGAAGGAGGUGGAGGCAGGAAUGAAGGAAGUGAUGGAGGCUGUGAAGGAGAUGAAGACGGGGAUGAAGGGGUGGAAGGAGGGGAUGCUAAGUGAGGUGGAAAAGCGGCUGUCAGUAGUUCUGAGAUUGGACGCAGAGCGGCGGCAAAAGGAGGAGCAGGGUAGGAAGGCAACGGAGGGAGAUCGGCGACAGAAGGAGGAUGCGCAGAGGAAGGAGGCUGAGGAGGACGAUCGGGAGGAAAGGGAGAAACAACAGGAGAAGGAGCACCAGCAAAAUGAGGAGGCGCAGAGGAAGGAGGCAGAGGAAGCAGAGCGGGUGGAGAGGGAGAAACAGCAGGAGAUGGCGUGCCUGCAGAAGGAGGAGGCGCAGCGGAAAGAUGCAGAGGAGGCCGAGAGGCAGGAGAGGGAAAAACAGCAGGAGAUGGCGCGACUGCAGAAGGAGGAGAGGCAGAGGAAGGAGGCAGAGGAGGUAGAGCGGCGUCAGAGGGCGAAACAGCAGGAAUUGGACCGCCUGCAGAAGGAGGAGGCGCAGAAAAAGGAGGCAGAGGAGGCCGAGCGGCGGCAGAGGGCGAAACAGCAGGAGAUGGAGCGCCUGCAGAAGGCGGAGCAAUUCUCACUCGUUCAAACCAACACGGCUCUUUGGCAGCAGCAGGGGGAUGGCUUUCAGGUAGCUGCCUGCGCUGGUGUCAGAAUAACUGCGUGGCAGAAGAUGGUGGGAGGCGUGGAGGGUGAAAACGGCUAUUCGACGGAAGAACACGCUGUCGGACUUGCCGCCACGUUGUCUGUAAUGUGGGCCGCAUCCACGAAUGUGGACCAGACCCAGUGGGAGACGGGCGCAACAACAGCUGCACGUGGAACUUCUACGGCCAUAGCAUCUUCUGCUGCCAGAUCGUCCACUGCUGCCACCGCCUCGUCGGCUGCCUCGUCAUCUUCUGCGGCCGAUGUGUCCUCUGCCGUCCUCGAUGCCCUUGCGACGCUUGCAGCCUCGGUUGCUUGCGUUGCGGUUGAGGCGAUGAGGUCGGUCAAGGAUCAGGAGCAUGACAAGGAAGCGUGGAUUCUGCCCCUGUCGGAUGCGCUGCUGAAAGCGCUUCCGGCAGAGUCGCGAGCGGCCGGGGAUACGAAGCGGAUGACGAGGGUGGUGACCUCUUGGUGCCUAUGCAGCAUGGCAUCAAGAGGCCUUCGCCAGCACCAGGGCGUCUGCCUCGGAGUCCUGCAGACGAAGUUGGGCGGCCGGGAUACCACAACAGGGGCGGAUAAGGAGAAGAAAACCAAGAAAUCGUCCGCGAAAAAGAACGCGACGAAGGAUGCGUCGACGGAGGAGAACACCGGCACUGGCGGCCAGGAGUGA
Molecule: messenger RNA, 1992 nt
Organism: Closterium sp. Naga37s-1
Lineage: Eukaryota; Viridiplantae; Streptophyta; Zygnematophyceae; Desmidiales; Closteriaceae
Source: the annotation of a GenBank genome assembly